This is a messenger RNA of Acanthamoeba castellanii str. Neff, 387 nucleotides long. RefSeq names its product ribosomal L40e family. The record is from RefSeq and is a predicted model, not a curated record. Gene Ontology annotation, molecular function: ubiquitin protein ligase binding; protein tag activity; structural constituent of ribosome. The transcript is spliced from 3 exons. Lineage: Eukaryota; Discosea; Longamoebia; Acanthamoebidae. The coding region runs from base 1 to 387 and encodes 128 amino acids. Gene Ontology annotation, cellular component: nucleus; ribosome; cytoplasm. Gene Ontology annotation, biological process: translation; protein ubiquitination; modification-dependent protein catabolic process.
AUGCAGAUCUUCGUGAAGACCCUCACCGGUAAGACCAUCACCCUCGAGGUCGAGUCGUCCGACACCAUCGAGAAUGUCAAGCAGAAGAUCCAGGACAAGGAGGGCAUUCCUCCGGAUCAGCAGCGUCUGAUUUUCGCCGGCAAGCAGCUUGAGGACGGCCGUACCCUCGCUGAUUACAACAUCCAGAAGGAGUCCACCCUCCACCUGGUGCUCCGUCUCAGGGGUGGCGUCAUUGAGCCCUCGCUCCAGGUGUUGGCCCGCAAGUACAACUGCGACAAGGUUGUCUGCCGCAAGUGCUACGCUCGCCUUCACCCCCGCGCGGUAAACUGCCGCAAGAAGAAGUGCGGACACAGCAACCAGCUGCGCCCCAAGAAGAAGCUGAAGUAA